Molecule: messenger RNA, 1188 nt
Organism: Rhinopithecus roxellana (golden snub-nosed monkey)
Lineage: Eukaryota; Metazoa; Chordata; Mammalia; Primates; Cercopithecidae
Product: translation initiation factor IF-2-like
Exons: 8
Coding region: 1-1107 (368 amino acids)
Source: RefSeq, a predicted model, not a curated record
AUGCGGACCUACACCCUGCACCAAGCCAAUUCCCCAUCCAACCCUGUCCUCCACGGAACACCCCAGAAGGAGCCUGAACCCUCUUCCAACAUCCGCCACUGCCUGUCUGCAACUUCAAGUGUCCCAGAGGGGACCCAGCUCGCCUUGAAGAUGCUGCCCACACCCACCCUCCAGACCAGUUCUGGGGACAGAGGGCAGAGCUCUGUCCACUCGCUCCCAUAUCGGCUGCGCAUUGGCACCUGCAGGAUCCUUCUGAUCCCUUCUGCAGAGAAGGGAGCUGAUUCCUAUGUGCUGUCUGAAAGGAGCUUUGAGCGGACCUAUAACUGUAAGCUUUUGAGCCACAUGGAUCCUGCAGAAGAUGAGCCAGGGGUGCUAGACGCAGUGGCGAGGUUUGGAAAUCUGCAGACCAAAAUCGCCGGCCGCAGUGUGCCUUCGCCCGCCCCUGGAGGCAGUCCGCGGGACCGCAGGCUGGAGGCGCGCCGGCGUGAUUCCGACCGCGGGAGCCGGGAGGAGGAGCCGGAGGAGGCUGCGGGGGGCUCCGGCCCAGGCGAAGGAAGGGCAAGAGGCUGUUCGGACCGGGGGCGGCGCCGGGAGGCAUCCCCAUCCUCCGGCAGAACAGCUGCGAAUCGCCAAGUUGACCCCUCAUCCCUUCGCCGAGAGGAGAGGGUGUCUCAGGACCCAGGGAUGGGCGGGAAGAAACCAUGGGGAGCCACAAGUCUGCACCCAGGCGGGGAAGAGGCGGGCGGGCGCCGCUCCGCAGGCGCAGAGCCUCCAACCCCAGGAGCCGAGCAUGCUGCCCCCGCGUGCAGCGCCCGCGUGCACCGGGCCGGGAGAGGGGGCGACAGGGCGGAGGCGGUGGCCCCCGGAAGGUGUCUGGGACCGGACCGGCUGCACGUGAGCCCAGCGCGAGGUCAUGUGCACCGGCUCAGCCCGGUUCGGCGCCCGGACGUGCUGCGUAUCAACAAAAUGAAACUCGGGGAGACAGGAGGGCAGAUAGCUCCAGGUUCUCAGAGCCCCCGCCCCGGCCGCUCGACCUCCCCACCGUAUCCAUCUCCCGCCGCAGCCCCUACGCCCGACCGGAGCCCGCGGGGCAAGUUGCAGCCCUGACGCGCCCCUGCCCGCCCGCGCCCCCUCGCCGGCCCGGGGGCGCUUUGCCGCAGUCAUUAAUAAAGAAGGUCGCCAAGCUCA